Messenger RNA from Anopheles marshallii, 900 nucleotides. RefSeq names its product zwei Ig domain protein zig-8-like. Gene Ontology annotation, biological process: synapse organization. NCBI's taxonomy places the organism in Eukaryota, Metazoa, Arthropoda, Insecta, Diptera, Culicidae. The coding region runs from base 1 to 900 and encodes 299 amino acids. The record is from RefSeq and is a predicted model, not a curated record. Gene Ontology annotation, cellular component: neuron projection membrane. The transcript is spliced from 7 exons.
AUGGAAACUAUGAAGCAAAUAGCGGUUGUGAUGAUUCUUCUCAACAUCAGCUACGGUCAGUUCUCCCGCUCGCAGUCGGUUGACAUCGACGAGCCGCACACGUACACACCACCGAAGCACUACUUCCAAACGUCCUCCUUCGACGAGGCCGAGCUGGAAGACGACGCGGCAAAAAAUCCUCUCGAUCGGGGGCCCUACUUUGACAUCUCGGCUUCGCGAAACGUCACCGCACUCGUCGGCAACACGGCCUACCUAAAUUGUCGCGUGCGCAACCUCGGCAACCGCACGGUGUCCUGGAUCCGGCAUCGGGAUCUGCAUUUGCUGACGGUGGGCAAAGCAACGUACACCUCCGACCAACGCUACCAGAGCGUGCACAAUCCCCAGCUGGACGACUGGUCGCUAAAGGUCCUGUAUCCGCAGCAGCGAGAUUCCGGUGUGUACGAGUGUCAAAUCUCCACAACGCCACCGGUCGGCUACUCCAUGAUGUUGUCGGUUGUUGAGCCCAUAACGACCGUUAUCGGAGGACCGGAUCUGUACAUCGAUACCGGAUCGACGGUGAACCUUACCUGUAUUGUUAGGCACCUUCCCGAACCACCGCCACUUAUACAGUGGACUCACAACGAACAGGAAAUCAACUACGAUUCGCCACGUGGUGGUGUGUCGGUGAUUACGGAAAAGGGCGACAUAACGACCUCCUAUCUGCUAAUCCAGCGCGCCAAGUCCACCGAUUCCGGCAAGUACACGUGCCUGCCAUCGACGGCCAACCCGAUGACGGUAAACGUCCAUGUGCUUAAUGGCGAACAUCCAGCAGCGAUACAAGGCAGCAAAGGAUUGCGAAGCAGCACUGUACUCACACUCGUGCUGAUGGUGCUUUUGAUUGUGGCGUUCCCAGUGCGAUAA